Drosophila arizonae is the source of this 593-nucleotide messenger RNA. It is a transcript of the gene Ilp2, whose product is annotated as Insulin-like peptide 2. Gene Ontology annotation, molecular function: hormone activity. NCBI's taxonomy places the organism in Eukaryota, Metazoa, Arthropoda, Insecta, Diptera, Drosophilidae. The record is from RefSeq and is a predicted model, not a curated record. Gene Ontology annotation, cellular component: extracellular region.
CGCGAGUGUAGCAGCAUCAGUUCCAUAGCAUAGCCUAAUCCCAGUACAAUGUGCAAGUCAAUCUCCUCGCUGUCUCUGGCCCUCCUCUGUGUGCUGUGCAUCCUGGCGGCCGUUAGCGCCGACCACGAGAUGCGACUGUGCAGCGUGCGGCUGAACGACAUGCUGAGCAGGAUGUGCACCAGGGGCUUCAAUCGCAUCAUCCAGAAGCGUAGCAUGCCUUUCAUGGACCUGGACCCACUCGAUCCCAUUCAGUUCACCGAGGAGAAGGAGCUGCCCUCGAACUCCGCCGAGCUGCUCUCGUAUCCCAUGACCAAUGGCCGACUGCGCAACAUCUACCAGGACAACGUGCUCAACUCCCUGACCUCCACCAGGCGCCGCACCCGGGAGGGCAUCGUCGACGAGUGCUGCAGAAGGUCGUGUAAGCUCUCCGAGCUGAACGCCUACUGCGCCGUCUAGAUUGCUAGGCUAGCCAGGCUCAACCACCCACACAAAAACAACGCGAUCACAGUACCUUGAAACUCUACCCUACCUUGUGCCAGCCACAUAUUGUAUUAAUAUUAUAGACGCUUCAAAAUAAAAGCCAACUGCAUAAA